CCUUGUAGGUUGAAUGUGGAAAAAAUAUAAUUUGAAUAAAAUUUUAUGAAAGAGUAGUCACUCCCUUAAAGAAAAAUUUGGACUAAAAUAUAUAAUAUGCUUCACCGAAAAAUGCAAAUAAUUCAACCUCAUAUUCCGCAUUGCCCCAUUUUAUUUUGAUUAGGACAAAUAUUAAUCCUAAUGUGGCAAUUAGUCAUGUUACAUGUCCUUACAUUGAAAUUAGUCAUGUACAUUUUAAAAAUAUAAAUGAAAAUAAAUAUUGUCAAUCCAGAAUAAAUAAAAAUAAGGUUGUGCAUUUCAUGACAGUUGGCUGACAGUGAAAACCUAUAAGACUUGCUACAAAAAACAAUUUUGGAGAAGUGAAGAUAAAAUAAUUAAUUCUAGCUGAAAUUUUCAACAGAAUGACGAAUAAUAGGAAAAGGCCGAGAAACAAUAAAGAUGAAGGUGAAUGCUUGCCCUUAUCUAAGAGAAUAAACAAUCUUCAUAUUAACAAUAGGUUAAUGUUUGAAAACCAACAGGGACAUAGUCAAAACCCAAUGCAAGUGGGACCCGGUCCUCCAUCGUAUGAUAUGCCUCAGAUCAAUGAUCCCUCUGAAAACCACCAAUACCCCCAACAGAUGCCUAAUUAUUCACCAGAACUUGAUGAAUCUCAAAAUCCCCAUUAUUUCAAUAUAAACAAACUGCUGUAUGAAAUGUACCUCGAGAGGUCUCGAAGGGAAACACGUUGAACCAUAUAAUAAGUUUCUAGUUUAACUUUCUACCUAUUCAUAGAGUUUUGCAUCAGAACAUACUUCAUGGUAAAAUGCAUUUCAUAUGUAUGGGUAGAUGUAUGGUUGUAUUAUUCAUAAUUGAAGCAAAAGUCUGUGUAUGAUAUCAUUCAUUUUCAUUACUGCCAUGCAGGAUUUGUUCUAGUAAGAAAUUAGUUUGGUAGAUGUGAAUUUUUACAUUCAUGUUAAUAUUAUAACAUUUAUUGCUCGAUGUUUUUGUUAUUAUGAUAAUAAGUUGACUCCGCUUUGUUGUAUAGAAAAAAACAGGGUUAUUUACAAGCUGAAUUUGUGAUGACGGAUUGUAAAUGAGCAAUUCUAUAUGAAAUAGACUAAUGUAAAUAAAUUGAAUUCACUAUGA
This is a messenger RNA of Coccinella septempunctata (seven-spotted ladybird), 1125 nucleotides long. RefSeq lists its product as uncharacterized. Lineage: Eukaryota; Metazoa; Arthropoda; Insecta; Coleoptera; Coccinellidae. Bases 402 to 728 code for a protein of 108 amino acids. The record is from RefSeq and is a predicted model, not a curated record. The transcript has 2 exons.